Messenger RNA from Osmerus eperlanus (European smelt), 710 nucleotides. RefSeq names its product FH1/FH2 domain-containing protein 3-like. The coding region runs from base 369 to 710 and encodes 113 amino acids. The record is from RefSeq and is a predicted model, not a curated record. Gene Ontology annotation, biological process: sarcomere organization; cortical actin cytoskeleton organization; cardiac myofibril assembly. The transcript has 4 exons. Gene Ontology annotation, cellular component: cytoskeleton; cytoplasm. NCBI's taxonomy places the organism in Eukaryota, Metazoa, Chordata, Actinopteri, Osmeriformes, Osmeridae. Gene Ontology annotation, molecular function: actin filament binding.
CAGCAGUCCCGUCCGCAGUCUGCCUCAGCACCUUGCCUGCCCGCAAUGCCCUUCGACACUGCCGCUCCGCUCAUCUCAAGAGAACAUCAGAAACUCGGCAAGAGAGGAUAGAGACAAUAGGCUACAUUAGAACGAGCAGUAUUGGAAUAACUAUAACGCUUUUCCAGUGUAUUUAAACCUCUGCGGCUUUAUGAAGCGAAUGGAAAGAGUCCAAGGAUAACAAGAGAAGCAGGGCUCGCUACUGCAGAGACAACCUGCCGGUGGAUCGCUGUCCCCCGGCUGUCGCGGGGCUGCGCGUCAUAUCAAAGGGUUUCGAGGAGCAGCCACUUUUAGACCGACUUCUAAUAACCGUCUUGCAUGGAUGCAUCAUGGCUACGUUACUAUGCAGGGUGCAGUUCUUAGAUGAUACUGAUCCAUUCAACAGCACCAAUUUUCCAGAGCCAACAAGACCUCCUCAAUACACUUUCAGAGAGGAUAUCCCGCUCAUAAAUCAGAUUGCUGGAGUCCACAGGCUUCUCAAAGCCCCACACAAGCUCGAUGACUGUGCCCUUCAGCUGUCCCACAAUGGAAGCUACCUGGACUUGGAGUCCACUCUGGCGGAGCAGCGCGAUGAGUUGGAGGGCUUUCAGGAGGAAGGAGGGAGAGGCAAGAAGCACAGCAUCAUCCUGCGAACACAGCUGUCUGUCAGAGUUCACGCUUGCAUCGGCUAG